Clunio marinus is the source of this 252-nucleotide messenger RNA. The record is from the annotation of a GenBank genome assembly. NCBI's taxonomy places the organism in Eukaryota, Metazoa, Arthropoda, Insecta, Diptera, Chironomidae.
AUGCAGGAAUUGAAAGCAUGUGCGAUAGAACAAGAUAAACAAUGGAAUUCUUCAACCAACACUUCAGGAUUUGAUUAUUUAUUUCUAGCUUGUGUUUACAAUUCUGUUGUUCUAACAACUCACGACAUCACAGAACUCACUGUCCGUAAUGAGUUGAAGCUUCCAUUUCAUUUUAAUGUUUUUCAUAUCAAAAAGAACACCAAUGAGAAACUUUCUAAGGACAUUUUGCUUUGGGCAAUUUCAUAUUUAUAA